Messenger RNA from Etheostoma spectabile (orangethroat darter), 3614 nucleotides. RefSeq names its product zinc finger protein 64 homolog (mouse) (gene zfp64). Gene Ontology annotation, biological process: positive regulation of transcription by RNA polymerase II. Gene Ontology annotation, molecular function: RNA polymerase II cis-regulatory region sequence-specific DNA binding; DNA-binding transcription factor activity, RNA polymerase II-specific. The record is from RefSeq and is a predicted model, not a curated record. Gene Ontology annotation, cellular component: nucleus. NCBI's taxonomy places the organism in Eukaryota, Metazoa, Chordata, Actinopteri, Perciformes, Percidae. The coding region runs from base 223 to 2298 and encodes 691 amino acids. The transcript has 6 exons.
CUGCCGUAAACCCGGCGUAGCAUGACGUGAAGCCGAUUUGUAUCCGUGUUGACAGAGAAGUAAACUGUUAAAGCCAUUAAAUCCGAGCCGCGCUGGGUUUCAUGUUCGAAGUGGGAUACCAGGGAUGAUAGUAGAGCCGGUGCAGUGUAACAACAUGGUGGACGUCGUGUAGGCUUUGAGGAGCCAGAAGAUGAGUUGAUCCCCAGCAAAACCAGCUCGAAAAUGGCAACAUACAACGCCGAAGGAUCUGUUGUGGUGGAGGUGAGCCCAGACAUCCAUAUCUGUGGCUUCUGCAAGCAGCAGUAUAAUAAUUUUGAGAUCUUUCUCGCCCAUAAGCAAAAUGGAUGCUCCCUAGCAACCUCUGACCCGCCAUCUGCCACUGCCACAGCCACGCUUACAGCCUGUCCCAUUCUUGUCCUGCUCCUCAGAUUCGAGUUUGUGUUCGAGGAAACCUACCAGACCUGCGUCGUGAGAGGUGUCAAAAAGAUCCUGACCAAAGCACAGAAAACACCUUCCAAAAAAUUAAAACCUUCCCUGACUUCAAAGAGACACAGCUGCUGUUUCUCAGGUUGCACUUUUAAGACGCAGUACGGCCAAAAAGACAUGGAGCGGCAUCUCAAAACCCACACCGGUGAGAAGCCAUUUGAAUGUGAGCUGUGCCACAAGCGCUUCAGUCGGCGGGACAAGCUCAACAUGCACAGCCGCUCGCACACCGGGGAGAAGCCGCACAAGUGUAAACACUGUCCCUACGCGGCGGCCGACAGCAGCAGUCUGAAGAAGCACCUGCGGAUCCACUACGACGAACGGCCUUUCAAAUGCCAGAUCUGUCCAUACGCGAGCCGCAACUCCAGCCAGCUCACCGUGCACCUCCGCUCACACACUGGGGAUGCGCCUUUCCAGUGCCAGCUAUGUGACGCAAAGUUCAAAAUCAACUCCGACCUGAAGAGGCACAUUCGGAUUCACUCCGGCGAGAAGCCUUACAAGUGUGACUUUUGUGAGUACCGCUGCGCCAUGAAGGGCAACCUGAAAUCUCACAUUCAGAUCAAACACGGCACUGAGAACUCCUUCCACUGCGGGCACUGUGAUUUCCAGUGUGCCAGCAAGAACGCUCUGCGGCAACAUACGCGAGAGCACCAACCCAUUCAGGCCAUCCAGUGUUCCAAGUGCACUUACUCCUGUGCCAGCAAGGGGGCGCUCAAAGUCCACGAGAGGAUCCACUCAGAGGAGCGCCCUUUCAAAUGUGACUUCUGCAACUUUGCCUCCAAGCAACGCAGCAACCUCGUCAUCCACAAAAAGAAGUGCCACUCAGAUAGGCCUGAAAAAGACAGCGGUGGGAAGGGGGGCAGAGGUGGAGGGAAAAGCGGAGGAGGUGACUCCCCGAAGCCUGUCGCCUCCAGAUUUCGAGCCAAACUAGAAGCGGCUCGAGCUUUCUGCUGUGACUCGUGCAACGCUUCCUUUGUGAGGGAAGACUCCCUGCGGAGCCACAAGAAGCAGCACAGAGACACUCAGAAUGCGUUGCACCUCCAGCUCUCCACCCCGGCGGACGCAGUCAGCAUGGUCUCAACGUCACAGAGCAGCAGCACCCAGCUGGACCUUCCUAUUUCAGUUGACUCGAUGGCUCCUUACAGCAGUGCACAGCUCAAAAUCAUCGUAUCUCACCCUCUGGGCCAGGAAAACCGCUUAAUUCCAUCUGGUCUGGAUAGUCAGCAUAAGACCAACAUGGUCCUGUUAAGCCCGGAGAACCAGGACAUGGUAGUCAACUCCAUGAUCCAACAGGUCAACCUGCUGGCGCCUAUGCAAGCCCUCAGGGCGUCCCAAACGGCAGAAGGUACUCUUGAACCCCAGACGGUCCUGUUGACGCAGCUCGGCCCCGGCGACGGCAACAACCCGCUCCACCAGGCCCUGCUAGGGACGGCCAUAAGCGCUCAGGACCCCAGCAGGGGCUCGCAGACUUUCAUCACAACCUGCUCCGAGCUGGGGGGCCUCAACGCCCUGAUCCAGGAGGGCGGCACGGAGGUGACGGUGGUGACGGAAGGGAACGCCGCCAUGUUGACCACGGCAACCGCACCCAGCAUGGUGUGCGGUCCGUCGGAGGACAUGUCCAAGCCGGCGGGGACGGUGAUGGUCGUGGAGAGUGCCUUGCCCUGUGAGGAGAGUGCCUUGCUGGUGCCAAACAUCAGCCUGGGCAGCCAGAACGUGGUCAUCCACGCCGUUCCACUGAUAGUGUCCACUCAGCCACAGCUCUCUCCUCACACACUCUACUCAGACACACACACACUGGACGGCAUCCCGCAAUGAGUGGAGGCUUCGAUGGCUUUUUCUGAAAAUAGAACGACUGCAACUGCAUCAUAGACGGGGCUGGGUAUCCAUACCGGUGAUAAAACGAUACAGUGCCGGAGCCUCACAUUUCAAUGAUUUAUUUAAACUGUAAUACCUUUUAUAAGAAUAACUCUUUUCACCAGUGACAUGCUGUUAUACGACAUAAACAAGAGCCACUAGAUGGCAGAAGGGUAUUUUUACAACAUUGAAUGAACCAUGAUCUUACGAAGUGCAGUUGAAGGCACCAUUAAAGCUACAUUGUGUAACUUUUGUAGUUCAUUAUCAAAAUCUGUGUCGCCCGUUUACAAACUUGUCCUUUUCUAUGAAUAUUGACCACCACGUUCAAUUUCAAGUAUUGUCCAAUUGGCUUGAAAUUUUACAUUUGCGCUUGCAUGAACUGGGGUAGACUCCCCAUAGUCGUGCGCCAUCUUGAAAUACGUUAGCCUGUAAGGGACAUACAGGACGUACUGCUUGUACUUGUCUUUAGCGUUUUGACUCACAUGUAUUCAAAAUCCAAAUUUCAGGAACAGGAAUCUUCUUCUUUGCCCAGAAAAAGAAAACGGAUAUUGAAAAGAGCGAUAGACUGGCGCCAUCAGAAAGAGGAGUGAAUGUGCCCAGGUUGGAUCAGGGUAGAGCGAGCGCCCAUGUACUGAGAGGUUUAUGCCUCAAUGCAGAGGUCCAGGGUUCAAAUCUGACCUGUGAUGAUUUCCUGCAUGCCUCCCCUCUCCCCUUCCUGACUUUAUUGUCCCGUCAAAAAUUAAAUUUGGAAAAGCCCAAAAACUAAUCAUGAAAAAAAAAAAGAGUGAACAUUGGAGCGGGUUUAGACGCACAAAUCCCAACUAGUUAAUCAUCCUCCGGGCCAGUCUCUUCUUCUUUCUCUCUCCUUUCCGUUGGGUGGCGCGCGUGCCCGCUUUAAUUUGCCGUGUUAACGCCACUAGCCAUGAUAUCGCGAGAAGACGGUUGGCUUUAGUAAAAGAAGAAAGCGACGGUUAAGUUUAGGAAACAUGACACGCGGUUGGGUUUAGGAAACAAAGAAACCCACGGGUGUACUUAGGAAACAUGACACCUGGUUUCCCACAACCUGUGUUUUACCCAUCCCACCCCUUUACCCCCCCCCCCCCCGACCAUCCUCCCUACGUGGAUUUUUGCCCUCUCACACUACUACGCCGUUAAUUCACAAGCUGGAGAUGAGAUGAGGCUGUGCUGUAAUCUCUCCCACCAUGUAUUCUGUAUGCAUAUCUAGCUACGUACUUCUGAGACAUAGCUGGACCUAAGAAAAAUAAACUAAAAUGACA